Mus musculus (house mouse) is the source of this 1123-nucleotide messenger RNA. It is a transcript of the gene Mrgprb8, whose product is annotated as MAS-related GPR, member B8. Bases 58 to 1050 code for a protein of 330 amino acids. The transcript has a single exon. Gene Ontology annotation, cellular component: membrane. Gene Ontology annotation, biological process: G protein-coupled receptor signaling pathway; chemokine-mediated signaling pathway; G protein-coupled opioid receptor signaling pathway. NCBI's taxonomy places the organism in Eukaryota, Metazoa, Chordata, Mammalia, Rodentia, Muridae. Gene Ontology annotation, molecular function: transmembrane signaling receptor activity; G protein-coupled receptor activity. The record is from RefSeq and is marked validated.
AGAGAAUGCAAAGCAUGCGAUUAUGUCUUGUUUUUUAUUCCAGGAGUGUUCCCAAACAUGGAUUCAAGCUUCCCAGACUGGAAUAUUGAAUUCAGAGAACAGAAUGAAAGCUACUUCAUGGAAUCUUCAUCUUGUGACAUGUCCCUUGCCAUGAGUUUGCUUUCCAUUAUCAUUGCCAUCAUUGGACUGACAGGAAAUGUCAUAGUGCUGCAGCUUCUGGGCUUCCACAUGCACAGGAAUGCCUUCUCUGUCUACAUCUUCAACCUGUCUGGGGCAAACUUCCUCUUCCUCUGCACUCACAUUGUAUUUUCCCUGGAAAAUCUCAUUAGGCAGUUUCACUACAUCGACAUUCACAUGGCGUUGUUUUCUGUCAAUGUGACCAUACUGGCAUACCUUGCAGGGGUGAGCAUGAUCACAGCCAUUAGUGUGGAGUACUGGUUGUCUGUCCUUUGGCCCACUUGGUAUCAUGCCCAACGCCCAAAACACACAUCAACUGUCAUUUGUACUCUGCUCUGGGUUUUUUCCCUUCUGUUGACCCUUUGGAAUUGGAUAAUUUGUAAAGUGCUGGAUUAUAUUUAUAACUGGGAUAUGUGUUGGAAACUUGCUCUCAUCAUAGUUGUAUGGUUACUUGUUUUAUUUGUGGUUCUUUCUAGAUCCAAUCAAGCCCUGCUGUUCAGGGUCUUCUGUGGUUCACAGCAGACACCUGUGACCAGGCUGCUUGUGACCAUUAUGCUUACAGCACUGGUCGUCUUGAUCUGUGGCUUUGGGAUUGGCAUAUGCUUCUUUUACUGGAAGAAAGAAGAGAAUUCAAUUAUGCCUUGUGGUUAUUUUUAUGAGACAAUUCUCCUACUAUCCGGUGUUAACAGCUGUGCCAAUCCUAUCAUUUGCUUAUUUGUUGGCUCAAUUAAGCACUGCCAAUUCCAGUGUGGGACUCUCAGGCUGAUUCUUCAGAGAGCCAUUCAAGAGAGCCCUGAGGAAGAAGAUGAAGAAGUUGAAGAAGUUGUAGAACAAGAAGGAGGUGAAGAAGAUGAAGAGAGUACUACACUCUAGUGAUGCAACUGAGAGCUGCUGUGAUGAUACACAAGAGAACUUAUAGGACAAAUUUGCCCUUAUCCUUUUGGGG